Molecule: messenger RNA, 1370 nt
Organism: Marasmius oreades (fairy-ring Marasmius)
Lineage: Eukaryota; Fungi; Basidiomycota; Agaricomycetes; Agaricales; Marasmiaceae
Exons: 3
Coding region: 32-1075 (347 amino acids)
Source: RefSeq, a predicted model, not a curated record
GUGAAUAUGAACCUUCAAAUAUCAAUAUUCAAUGACAAUGCCGCACAUCGUUUCUGGAGUACCAUUCAAUCCCAGCUCUCAAUCUCAGAUAUCCUCCUGCUUGUUCUCGUCGUUGCUCAUCAAGAAUAUCGCUUCCUCCACUCUUGGGCCACUUUCAUUGUCGCUUCAGCGCAACGAAACAUUUCCCGCUCCUCGAUUCAUCGCAGACAACCCAGAUGGGCCGAAUACAACAGAUCCCCCGGGAUGGCUCAUUGACCCGUCCAAACCUCAUUCCAACACUCUCGUCGUUGAACUCGAAGAGAAACUCGGCUCUGGUCGGACAGGCAUCGCGUACUCUGCACGGAUCCUCGAUGGUGGCUCUUCUAUCCCAGGUUCUCCUAGACCCACGCACGUUUGCAUCAAAUUUGCAAUGCCUUAUCAUUGUCGGAGCCUAGCUCGAGAAGCAUGGUUCUAUGACCAGCUUCCCGAGGAGCAAAAUUUUCAAGGCAUCAUAACCCCAAGAUACUACGGGUUCUUUACGUCUUCACUUGGGGAUGCCAGUACUAUUGUGCCCUGGGAAGAGGGCAAGGUCGACAUGUCUUUGAUAGCCCCAGAGGAUUACGACGAAGAAGGGGACCUACACCUCGAUUUUCUACCCGAAGACAGGAUGAAGUCUACAGCGGUCGUGGUCAAUGAUGCCUAUACCUCCUCAAGCUGGUAUGAUUGGCAGGCUGAUCCCAAGAAUCCUCUUGUCUCGGUUUUGGUGCUGGAGAAGCUGGGCGACGUAUUCGAUCGGGAAGAAAGGGACAAAUCACAGGCAGCAAUGAAGGAUAUGUCAGACCUCGAAGAGAUCAUGACGGAUCUGACGGCUGCCUACGUCGUACACGCCGAUGUACGGCGGUUCAACUUCCUCAAAGCGCCUGAGGAUUCGUCGAGUAUAUGUCCCCGACAUGGACAUGCCCAUAGGCAUCGGGUUAUUGACUUUGAUCAGUCCCUGAAGACGGAUGAGAAUGCUGUGGAGUGGAACCCAUGGUUUCGUAUAACAAAUGUUGCAACUAUGGAGUAUCCGCAAUUUUGGUGUGAGUUCUCUUGGUAGGAUCAUAUACAGGGAAUGUAAAUUUAUUAUAUCUCAGAGAGUGGAUUUGUUCUGCUCAACAACGUUCGUGUUCUUCGCUUCACCUCUGUUGCCUUCUUCACCUCCACCUUGAACUGCCUCCGGACAGCGUUCGUUACUCAACGUCACCCAUUCGCACUUUCUACUGACCCCUCUUGCUGUUACGCUAGAUCCGAGCCCAAUCUGGUCAAUAGUGUCUGUAAGUAGUAUGGUCGGUUCGUAACCUUUAUUGUCUGCAAACAACAAGAGAAACAGGGCUCGAUAAGAUCCGGGUACC